Molecule: messenger RNA, 770 nt
Organism: Cyprinodon variegatus (sheepshead minnow)
Lineage: Eukaryota; Metazoa; Chordata; Actinopteri; Cyprinodontiformes; Cyprinodontidae
Product: myosin-10-like
Exons: 3
Cellular component (GO): myosin complex
Molecular function (GO): cytoskeletal motor activity; ATP binding; actin filament binding
Source: RefSeq, a predicted model, not a curated record
CGGUUAGAGUUCGGUUGAGAAGGUGCUGGAUGGUGGGGGGAGUACCACUGAUGAGAGCGCGGCUGAAGGAAGGGAAAGCCAAAGGAUUUAUACGUUUAUUCACUGGAAACUGACCAGAACCACCGGCGGCAGGUCGUAUUCAUCUCCCGCGUGCGGUGACCCAGAUUGCUGUACUUCUGGUUUCCCCGCAGCGAUGUCACAGAGGAGCGGGCAGGAUGACCCAGAGCGGUACCUCUUUGUGGACCGCGCCGUCGUCUACAACCCCGCAGCUCAGGCCGACUGGACCGCCAAGAGGCUGGUCUGGAUCCCAUCGGAGCGCAACGGAUUCGAAGCGGCGAGCAUCCGCGAAGAGCGCGGCGAUGAAAUGGUGGUGGAGCUGGCGGAAAACGGGAAGAAGGCGGUGGUCAACAAGGAUGACAUCCAGAAAAUGAAUCCCCCCAAGUUUACCAAGGUGGAAGACAUGGCUGAACUCACUUGCUUGAAUGAGGCGUCGGUGCUUCACAAUCUCAAAGACCGAUACUACUCAGGGCUCAUCUAUACAUACUCUGGCCUCUUCUGUGUGGUCAUUAAUCCCUACAAAAACCUGCCCAUCUACUCUGAGAACAUCAUAGAGAUGUAUCGAGGCAAAAAGAGGCACGAAAUGCCGCCUCAUAUUUACGCCAUCUCGGAGUCUGCAUACAGAUGCAUGCUACAAGGUAAGUCCCGAGUUUCUAUCUCCCUCCUCCAGGCUUACAGGGAUCCAUGCAUGUUAAAUGUCACUGAAUGUCAAG